AUGGAUCGCAUCUGUAAGUGGUCAGUGCGCUACGAUGGCGAAAGUGGCGCCCUGGAGUUCAUCGCACGCGUAGAGGAACUGUGUGAAGUAUACGAUCUGCCGACGGAUAUCAUGCCACGCAUCAUUAUGGAACUGCUGCAUGGUAAAGCAGCAAUUUGGUACCGGAACAACCGUAGAGUAUGGUCAGGGUGGCAAGAGUUCAAGCGGGAAUUCCUCAAAUUCUUCUUGCCCACCCGAUACCUAGAACGGUUAGAUGACCAGUUGCGACAGACGUUCCAGCUAGCCGGCGAGAAGUUUAGAGAUUACGCGCUCCGCCUGCAGGACUUAAUGCGGCACCUUGAUUAUACGACACAGCAGAGGCUCGACAGGAUCGCCCGAAACAGCCGUAGAGAGUAUCAGCUGUUCUUUGGUGAUACCUCCAGCAAAGAUUUGAAUGAAAUAAUAGCGCUGGGAGAGCGUUUUGAGGACAUACCCACACCAGCAACAGCAACACCCUGGAGAGAAACCGCAGGUAUACCCCGCCAACCAAGAGGUAACACUCCGUUCAUGACAAGUACCAGCAAUGCCAGCAGGAAUGUUUGUCAUCGAUGUGCCCAACCAAGCCACCUGGCACGUGAUUGCCUUAAUCAGCGUGUUUUAUUCUGUUGGGAUUGCGGCCUUACGGGCGUACUGACAAAGGAGUGCUGCCGACAAACUACCCGUCAAGAUAUACAAGCACGAGCUAAGGAACAGCAAGACCAGCCGACAAAAUCAACAGGUCCAGGCCACCACAAAACAAACCAAGAGCCCGAGGUCGCAUCAACAGCAUCUGAGGAAGGGGCUAGGCAAAACAAUCCAAUGACAACAACAGCACGCUAG
Molecule: messenger RNA, 858 nt
Organism: Glossina fuscipes
Lineage: Eukaryota; Metazoa; Arthropoda; Insecta; Diptera; Glossinidae
Exons: 2
Coding region: 1-858 (285 amino acids)
Molecular function (GO): zinc ion binding; nucleic acid binding
Source: RefSeq, a predicted model, not a curated record